AUGGACGCCGAGCAUCACUUUCUCUGCCCAAAGAAGCUGCAGAAGUUUCUGAAGCUGUGCAACAAGAAUAUGGUCACAAAGAUGGACAACGAGGUGGUUAAGAAUCUGCAGCUGCUGAUUGAGAAGUUUCUUUCGGACAUUAUCCACAGAUCUGCAUUACUGUGCAAGCACAAGGGAAAGAGCAUAAUAGAAAAGAGUGAGAUCCAGCUGAUAAUUGAGAAGGACUUUGACUACAGCUUUGGAGCAAGGGAGAUACAGGGGUCAAGCAAUGUGCCAAGCAAUGAGCAUACGGAGAAGAUGGCAGAGAUUAGCAGACAGAGUAAGUAA
Molecule: messenger RNA, 327 nt
Organism: Ordospora pajunii
Lineage: Eukaryota; Fungi; Microsporidia; Ordosporidae
Exons: 1
Coding region: 1-327 (108 amino acids)
Biological process (GO): DNA-templated transcription initiation
Cellular component (GO): transcription factor TFIID complex
Molecular function (GO): protein heterodimerization activity
Source: RefSeq, a predicted model, not a curated record